This is a messenger RNA of Pieris brassicae (large cabbage white), 1186 nucleotides long. RefSeq names its product probable enoyl-CoA hydratase. Lineage: Eukaryota; Metazoa; Arthropoda; Insecta; Lepidoptera; Pieridae. The coding region runs from base 156 to 1145 and encodes 329 amino acids. The transcript has 6 exons. The record is from RefSeq and is a predicted model, not a curated record.
ACAUAUAAUUUAAAAGUCAAGACUAGCGUGCAUUACGGGCGAAUAAAAUAUAAAUAUAAAAAGUAAAACCCAAAUAAUUGUAUAACAAAAAAUAAAGUUGAAUUUAGAAUAGAAGUACUGUCGAAAACAAAGAAUUUCAUUUUAAUUCAUUUAAAAUGAGACUUUUUAUAAAGCAUAUAAAAACGCCAACUACUUUUAGUUUUCAACUAUUUAAUAACUUUGCCCGCAAUUUUUCUUCUAAUGAUUCACAAAAGGAUGAGCAGAUAAAAACUGCUGCUGAAGAAGUACGAAAAAAUAUUACUGUAGAAAAAUAUUCUGGCAUCACUACUCUGAACAUAGAUCGUCAAACAACCAGAAACAGCCUUGAUGUAGAAACUUUAAAAGAAAUGACACAAGCCAUUGAAGCUUUCGAUAAAGAUUCUGAGGCCAAAGUUCUAGUGCUUAAUGGAGAAGGAGGAAGUUUCUGCUCAGGCUUUGAUUUGGACGAGAUUGGGGAAAAAGGAUAUAAUGUUCUAACUGAUGCUGCGGCAAGGUUGCUUCGUCGUCCACUAUGUGAUAAGCCAACAAUAGCUGCUGUUCAAGGAUAUGCGGUUGCCGAAGGUUUUGAAUUGGCUUUGGCUUGUGAUUUACGUAUUAUAGAAGAGACUGCAAUAUUAGGUUGUCUUGGAAGAAGAUUUGGUGCACCACAAAGCUUAUUUGGUGGAAGACGUCUUACAGCUCUCAUAGGUCUAUCACGGUCUUUGGACUUGUUAAUGACGGGUCGGCCUAUAUCUGGCGCAGACGCAUAUGCAAUGGGUCUUGGUUGUAAAUUAACUGCUACAGGCACUGCUUUAGGUGAAUCAAUCAAAUUAUCGAAGUCUUUAAUAAAGUUCCCUCAAAAUGCCUUAAUAAUGGACAAAUUAGCAGCUAUUAUGUCCCAAUUGAAUCCUAAUAGUGAGGAAAGUAUGAGGGAUGAAGCUAUCAUGGGCAGUCUACUUGGUUCAGCAAUUGAAGACCUUAAUAAGGGUGUUCAGAAGUUUAAAGGAGGUAUAGGAAAACACGGCAAAUUCUACAAAUUAACAGAAAUGCCACUUAAAGACUGGGAAUUAGAGGAAAGUCUAGAAGAAAUAGAAGUAGUUGUUAAAGAUAAGGAAAAGAAACCGUAAAAAGAUGCUAUGUUAAUUUAUUUAUUAAUUAUUUAAAUCUA